UAUUCGACUAAUUUCUGAAAAGCGUCGAUGAUUUUUGAUUCAACAACCAGCGACAAUAGCCCGAAAAACGAAAUCAAAAUUUGAAAUCAAUCGGCUAGGUUCACGAGAGUACCAACAACGGGCAAGGAGGAUCCCGAUCUCGGUACUUAUUGUACAUGUCACUGUUUUAACCUCACUUUGUUAAACGUCAGAAUAAAAUUCGAACAUGACAUCGUCAGUGCUGAUAAAUUAACGGACAGCUGAUAAAAAUGUAAAACAAAAUCAUGAUUUCACCGAAAACGAUGGAGUGACAACAAUUCUCUGUAAAGUCAAAAGCUAUCAGAUACCCAAACCCAAUAUCGACGAUAACAAGAUUGUGAUAGCAAAACUUGGACGAUGUCAGAAAACAAUACGAUAUUAUCGGGAAGCGAUGGGAAGGAUACGUCAGAUAACACGAAUCUAGGGCGUUAUUUCGACCCAGCAGUGCGUACAGUGUUCGACGAGAUAGUGUCUCCCAAAACUUCGGACCCAGCUAUUGUAUCAUCCGGUGAAAUCGGCAUAUCUGAGAUGAAUGUUAUGUCAGAAUUGUCAUCAGGAGAUUUUUUCCACGAUGAUAAUUUAUUGACAGCAGAGCGAGUGUCUGACAACGUAGCAAAUGACACCCACAGAGACGCAUGGAUAGCUUCUGAGAGUACACGAAAAGUUUUGAGAUCGAUUGCGACUUCCACACCAGGAAGCAAUUUUCCUGAGAGAGAAAAUUUGACAAUGCCAGGCUUGACGAUUCAGAGUGACAUGACUGAUGCAACAAAAGAGACUGCAAUACAUUUUUUGGGAGAGGAAGAAAACAUACAUCGAAAUGUAUUAACUGCUUCAGACGUCACUCAGGAUGAGAGAGGCCUGAGGAAUCUUAUCCAAGCUGGUUGUUACAGAGCAGCGGUCAAUCUUUCUGGCAGAUUGAUAGCGAUUUACGGCCAGGGUUAUGGUAAAAUAAAUCAUCCCAGCAAGCACACUCCUCAUUCUUUACAACUGUGGUACACGCGUCUAUCGCUUCUAGCUAAACUGAAGCACUUUGAAGUGCUCAGAGCAGAAUCCCAACCUUUUGGCGACUUGGAUAAGCCGGAUAUGUAUUUCACAUUUUACCCGGAAUUGUACGGUACCAGACCUGGUUCAAUGGCUUCUUUCGCAUUCAGACUGCUUCUAGCUGAGAUCCCUUCAUAUUGGGGAAAGCCCAGAGAAGCUAUUGACAGUUUGCACAAACUUCUUUCCACCGUCGAGCAAUUAAUCAAGAAUUUAUCCUCCGGUUUAGCCGAAGACGGUAGCCCUUCGAAAUUUAGUUCAUCGGAACGACAAGACUCUGUCAGACUCUGGACAGGAAGACGAUCCAGAAUUCUUAUUUCUAUUGUGAAUUGUGCAUUGACAAUGAAAAAUUUUGUUCUUGCCAUCGACGUGCUGGAGGAUUUACAGGCAAUGAAUGAUUGGAGCAAAGAACAAUCAGAAAUUUUGAGAUCAGCCAUCGGAAGAGUUCACCUUUUUCUUGGUGAUGUUUCUGCUGCAGAAAAAAAGUUUGCCGUUAACAAAGAAGAUGCUGGCAAAACGGCGCUGACGCCCAGAGAACUUAUCGACCGGGGGCUCAUGGCUGUUGCUCAAAAUGCUUUUCAAGAAGCUUUCAAUUGCUUCAAAACCGCUUCUGGCCUGGAUCCUUCGAAUAUUAUGCUUGUCAAUAACAUGGCUGUUUGCUUAUUGUAUACCGGACAGCUCAAAACUGCUGUACAAUUACUUGAAAAAGCUGUCGCGAGAAAUCCUCUAAAAAGCUUGCAAGAAUCAGUUUUACUUAAUAUGAGCACGUUGUACGAAUUACAUACUAUUCACUGUAAACAAUCGAAACUACAUUUACUUAGACAAUUGAAUAGAUAUAAAGGCGAUGCUAUUGAUGUACAAUGUUUGCAAUUGUCUUGAUAGAACGUUAAUAAUUUGAAAAAAUAAAAAUGUUAAUUAAUACUAAUAA
Molecule: messenger RNA, 1984 nt
Organism: Venturia canescens
Lineage: Eukaryota; Metazoa; Arthropoda; Insecta; Hymenoptera; Ichneumonidae
Product: trafficking protein particle complex subunit 12
Exons: 1
Coding region: 376-1935 (519 amino acids)
Cellular component (GO): Golgi apparatus; TRAPP complex
Molecular function (GO): protein binding
Source: RefSeq, a predicted model, not a curated record